GUGGUUCAAUAUGUCCGACCGACGUCAGUCAUUCAUGAAUUCAUUGUCAGUCAGACAUUUGCCUUGCUAAAAAAGGUACCAGAAAUGUGUGUAGACGAUGUUCAGUGAUCAUUAACAAGGUGAGAUCACCACACGCCAUCUCACAAUAAUUGUAUUAAUAAGGAUUUAUUGCGGCUCCCCGUAUUGAAUGCCUUGAUGUUUAUGUUCGAUAUUGUAUUAUGGCAUCUGGUACAUCAUCCUUGGAGAGUAAUGGAAGUAAUGAGUCAAUAUCACACAGUUAUGUAAGCACGGAACGACACAAUAACACACAGCUACCUACAAUACCAAUACCAAUUGACUAUGAGGUUAUAUCAAACAACCAAUGCUAUGACAAACAGAACUACACGGUGAAACCUCAUGGUGCUCACGUUAUGAGCGGCCCAUAUGAGUCACUGCAGUAUGAUGUGAUAAACAAACAGACAAACGAAAGUUUGAAACAGCAAUGCGAGAAGGCAUUGCAUGAUUUGAAUCAGCUAAGGAGACAGCAUACGGAGACUUCCAGACGCUGUGAGCAUGUAAUGAAGGAAUUGGAAUAUUUCCGAGGGCAGCACAGAGCAGCUAUGAAUCAACUGGAGGUCUCAGCUCAAGAGGCUAGUAGCUUACGUGGAAAAUACGGAGAUCUGCUCAAUGAUAACCAACGUUUGGAGCGUGAGGUACAACACUUACAGCAGAGCAGCACACCGGAAGGCAGCUCUGAUGCAUUGGUACACACACUCAGGAAAUAUGAAGCCUUAAAGGAAGAGUUGGAUUGCUUUCAAAAAAGAUAUGAUGAUUUAAUAGAGAAUCAUAAUGCAACAUUGGAGAAGCUUCGGAUCCUGCAAGAAGAGAACAGCCGUCUGAAGACUCAGUGCCAUGAGUUGACGCAGGAGAGGAAUGCUGUGAUCCGGGAGCGCAACACGCUGAAGCAGCAGGUGGCGCACGUGGUGCGGCAGUGGGAGACCGGCGAGCGCGCCGACAUCAAGCGCCUCACCGACGAGCGCAACGCCGCCAUGGCAGAGUACACGCUCAUCAUGAGCGAGAGGGAUACAGUUCACAAAGAGAUGGAGAAGUUAUCUGAUGACCUGCAAGGAGCUAUGAAGAGGGUGUCCGCUUUAGAAGCUGCAUUACAAGCAUCCAGAGAACAUCACAGGGCCACAGCGUUGCAGGCCGAGAGUCUCCGGCGCGAGGUGGAGUGCGCGCUGUCGGAGCGGGACCGCGCCCUCAAGGAGUGCUCCGCCACCAGACAAGAUAACUCGGCGUACCACCACUUGGGGCUCGCAAGUGGAGUGGGCAAUGACGGGUUUCUCAACGGGCAGCACUCCAACGAUCCCUCCCUGGACAAAUUGCAAGGCAUGGUGGUGGACGCGGUGGACAAGGAGCGCGUGGAGAACCUGGAGCAGGCCAACCAGGAGCUGGAGCGCCUGCGCAAGCAGCUGGACGCCGCGCGCGCAGAGCUGGCGCACGCGCAGCGGGAGGCAGAGGUGUCGAAACGAAGGAGAGACUGGGCGUUUUCUGAACGAGACAAACUGCUGCAAGAGAGAGAGAGCGUCAAAGCGCUGUGCAACCGACUCCGCAAGGAGCGGGACCAGAUGGUGGGCGAGGUGGCGGAGGCGCGGCGUCACGGCAACAAGAAGCACGAGCCGGCGCACGAGCCCGCCAGGCUGUUCGACGCCGCGGACCUACAGGAUGUAGAAUGGGACCUAAUCGACGUGGAGCUGAGCGGACUGACUAAAGAUGGGGAGCUCGGCUUCGAGUUGGCUGGCGGCAGGGACGAGCCGUACUUCCCCAACGACUGCAGCGUAUACGUCACUGCUGUUAAGAAGGGCUCCAACGCUGAUGGCAAGAUCAGAGUGCUGGACCGCAUCUCGUCGGCGUGCGGCACGGGCGCGUGGAGCAGCGCGCGCGCGUGUGCGGGCGCCCUGCUGCACGCGCUGGCGCACGCGCCCGCCCCGCUCGCCGUGCAGCGGGCGCGCGCCCUGCACCGCACGGCGCUGCUGCCCCACGCCGGCGGACUGGCGCUGCAGCACGGUAUCUUCAUCGGCAAGAUAGCGAGCAACAGCGCCGCGGCCAAGGACGGCACGCUGUGCGUGGGCGACAGGGUUGUCAGCAUAAACAACAGAUCUCUGGAAGGCAUGAAGAGUGUCUCCGAGGCGAUGCUGCUGCUGAACGACUGUCAGUACGAGUCCGUCUCCAUCACGGUGCUGCGGCCGCUGCACGCCCUCACCGACAACAGGAAUAGGCUGUCCGCGUACGCCAGUUCGUUUCCGGACAACAAGCCGGUGAACAUCUGCUCGCAGACCGACGACAGCUACGGCCAGUUCCACGCCGCAGCCGUCGACUCCAAGGUGUCGGGGGAGGGGGGCGCGGCGGAGCGGCGCUACGUGUACCACGUGGCGGCCGGCAGCCAGGGGAAGAUCGCGCAGGAGCGAGGCACGUGGGACAUGAUCCGGGGCAAGAUCGAAGCCGUCACCGGGAGGAGCAAGUCCAAGGAUAAACAGAAGGUUCCGGAGUCUGACGCUAUAGCGGAAUUGGAUUCAGUCAUAGACAGCUAUCACGGUAAAACUGUGAAAGAAACGAGUAGCGUGUUAAAACGCUCUCGACGGAAAAAUAAGGAAUCGCAGAACGAUUCAAAAAAUGGUGGCACGUGGCCUAAGGCUCGAGCUAAUUUUAUAUUAGAAGAAAACUCGACCGGGACGAUUGUGCAGCCGAGAUCUAGAAAAGAAAGGCCGCCUUUAUCGAUACUCCUCAGUCCGCCAACGAAACUACCACCAGAACCGCAAAGAUCGAAUACAAAUAGGAACUCGAACCCAAUACCUUUGGGACACGCUCCGCUAACGCAAGCCACGACACCAGCGAGGCAUUCAGUCUACAAAUCGAUUGAGUCCUCCCCGGCUAUCGAGCACUUCCCCAAGCCCGCCCCUCUCGCCAUUCACAAUCCUUUCGCUUCCCCCAAUAGCUUCGAGAAAAUUCGUACUUUAGAAAAAGAUAAGAUGUCGAUCAGCGACUAUUCUGAACACGACAUAACGCCGAAUCGUUUGAGUUUAGUUCUGAACCCGUCCGACGACUCGCUGGACUACCACCCGGUGACGCGCACCAGGACCAAGAGUCCGCACUCCCUGGACUUCAUGGUCAAUAAGGGACCGAGCUCUCUAGACUUUGUAACGCGCAAAUCGCCAAGUUCGUUAGAGCAUUCUAUCAAGAAUCAUCCGGGCAAGGAUAUUCUUGAGCAAUAUUAUUCGACCAAGAAGUCGUCGUCACCGAAGACAGUGAACAAGUAUCCAUCGGACAGCGAUAGUUUUGGGCCCGACUCGCUGAAUAGCAAUGCCAACUUUCCCAUGACGGGGACGUUGCCUUCGCAGUCGAGACUACAGUCGCAGUAUUACAGGGUACCCUUUUCAAAUUCGAACCCGCACACGUCGAGUCGGUACUCGCAGCUGGCGAGCCCGACGAACAUACCGCAGAGCCAAUCGGGGGAGAGUAUAGGAACGAGCUACGAAAUGCAUUCGUUCACGUCGCACACUCACAAUAUGUCCGACAUUCAACCGGUGCCGAGAAACAGUCGCGUGGGGGACUACAACCAUGGCUACGAGGGCGGCACGUUCCCUCGCAAAAAGGAGAACCAGAGGUUUCGGAUACCGUCCAACCCGAGUGUCACUUCUAAAAACUCUGCCGGGAAACUGAGCACAGGUUCGAUCGAGAGAAGUUCCGAAAGAAACUCUCCGAUGCCGACAUUUCACGUUGAAGUACUGAGCCCCGGGAGGGGGGCGAAGCAAUUAGCGCAUAAAGCUACAAGAAAUUCGAUGCCCGAAUACUGUGGGCUGAGUUGGAAUAAACCAUUGCCGGGGGAACUCAGAAGGGUACAUAUCGACAAAAGUCAACAGCCACUAGGUAUUCAAAUAUACUGCCCUCCAAGCAGCGGUGGUGUGUUCGUUUCCACUGUUAAUGAUAACUCCCUCGCAAGUCAAGUCGGUCUACAAGUAGGAGAUCAGCUGCUCGAAGUAUGCGGGAUUAACAUGCGUUCUGCCACCUACACCCUUGCAGCUAGAGUUCUGAGACAAAUAGGUAAUUCUAUUACAAUGCUCGUGCAAUACAGCCCGGAGAAAUACAAAGACGAAAUGGAGGUACAGGGCAGUUCAUCGUCGGGAGAGAGCUCGCACGACGAGGAAGUCUCGUUGUCGGGGUCGCCGACACCCAGGAACUCGCCCGGACCGCAGCAAUCUCUGAGAAUGGAGACCCCUUCGACUGAAGUAUCGACGUUAAGACAGUCGCAAGCCAACAAAGAGCUGCCAAGGUUUCUCCUCAUUGAGAUGAGGAACUGUUCGGAUUUAGGGAUAAGUUUGGUGGGGGGCAACGCUGUGGGUAUUUUCGUGCACAGCGUACAGAUCGACUCUCCCGCGUACAACGCUGGGCUGAGGACCGGAGAUCAGAUCCUGGAGUACAACAACGUCGACCUCAGACACGCCACCGCCGAACAAGCCGCGCUGGAGCUGGCUAAGCCUGCUGAUAAGGUGAGCGUCCUGGUCCGGCACGACCUCCAGCAGUACCACGAGAUCAAGGACAAGCCGGGCGACGCGUUCUACAUCCGCGCCGGCUUCGACAGGUGCGCGAAGAUCACGUCCAUCGGAAUGGACGUCAUAGACGAGUACUCGCUGUGGUUCCGGAAGGACGAGGUGCUGUUUGUGGACAACACGCUGUUCAACGGCUCCCCCGGCCUGUGGCGGGCCUGGCAGCUGGACUGUAAGAGCGCUAAGAGGCACUGGGGGACCAUCCCUAGCAAAUUCAAAGUGGAGGAGAUCCUGCGGCGGUCGUCGGGCACGCUGGAGUCGGACACGCAGCGCCGGGCCUCCACCACGGCGCGGCGCUCCUUCUUCCGCCGCAAGAAGCACCGCGACAGCAAGGAGCUCGCUUCCUUCUCCAACACCGAGCUCGGCUGCUGGAGUGACUCCGGCACGCUGGCCGACGAGCUGCCCGUGCUCUCCUACCAGAGGGUCGAGAGGCUGCACUACGCCCGGCAGCGGCCCGUGGUGGUGCUGGGCCCGCUGUGGGAGUGCGUGGCGGCGCGGCUGGUGUCGGACUGGCCGCACGUGUUCGGCGCCGUGCGGGCCGCGUCGCUGGCGCUGGCCGGCGCCGCGCCCGCGCUCGCCAGCGGCACGCACGUGGAGCCCCGCCCCGCGCCCGACUGCGCGCACCUCGACUGCAUCCCGCUGCGCGCCGUCAGGGACCUCGCCGACAAGGGCAUCCACUGCAUCCUAGAUAUAAGCGUAGCGACAAUAGAGAAAUUGCACAAACAGCAAAUAUACCCUAUAGUCCUCUUCAUAAAGUUCAAAUCGUUCAAACAAAUCAAAGAGGUGAAAGACACGAGGUAUCCCUCCGAGAAAGUGUCCGCCAAAGCAGCGAAGGAAAUGUACGAGCACGGCUUGAAAGUCGAGAACGAGUACAGGAGCUACAUUUCAGCCGAAAUACCAGCUGGCGUGAACAUUGCGUACAUGUGCACACAAAUCAAAGAGGCUGUUGAGGAGGAGCAGAACAAGACUCUAUGGGUUCCCUCGGUGCAGGCCUGACCAUUGCCCCCCACCCCCCUCCCCGCCCCCCACAAGUCCGUCACUUUCUGUGCGCGCUGCGACCCCCCGCCGCGGACCCCCCACCCGAACGAACUACGACGAGGCCUUUCGGACCUCAACAUCGCCCAAACCAAGAAGAAACAAUCCAAAACCGACUCAACCGACAGCGACUUGAAGUAUUACUCCGAGCCCGACGCCAAGAACUACUUCGAAAUCGACUACGUGUUCCUCAAAGAGUUGCGGAAGAUCGCUCGCAACAACUGCCCCAAGUGUCGCCGCAAGCGCUCCGGCAAGCAUCGCCGUGACGUCACCGACAACAAGCGCAAGUCGGGAGGCAUAUCGUUCGUGAAGGAGAACUACGUGUUCUGUAACGGACGCUAUCACAGCGAGAAGGAACAUUGUCAGCUGUGUUGCAGGAUCUGCAGUCGGUCCACGGACACGCUCGACUCCGCCGGCGACUCGUACUCGCUGGUGUCGCGGAGCUACAGUCAACCACCAGCCCCACGUAAUCUAACACCGAAAAAGAGACGCGAAAGGAGAAACUCGAUACAAUCGAAUAAAUCGGUCUCGUUUCUAGAAUCGAGUAACGACGAAUCGAUUAAAGACGAGACCAAUUACACGGCUAAGAGCUUCACGAACGAUUUGAAGAGGUUUCUGCUGAAGCCUUCCGCGCCCAGGCAGAGUCUCCGAGAUAAGUUCAUGUCGAGCUUCAAGCAAGAAUUAGAAGCCACAAAGAAAUCGCCGAAACUUAAAGCUAUUAAAGGUUUGUGGAAAUCUUACUGACCGUAUGCGAUUCGAUACUGUCUUAAUACACCGACCAGUAUUUUAUGACCCCCGUCGCGUAAAGUUCACGUCGUACCAUCCGCGGCGACUCGCUCGUGCGGCGCCAGACGCUGUCCGCCGGCCGCGACCAUCACAGACGACCCUAGCAAAAAUUAAUUAUUUAUAAUAUUUUGGUGCUUGAGUUGAAUUUAAGUUUGUUUUAAAUCUUUCACUACUGACGUAAGUGUGUUCAUGAUUGGUCUAAAUAAAUGUAUAUAAUUAUCAACAAAUUAGGUGCUAGAUAAUUUGAACUAUACAAAUUUUUUUUCUACAACUUUUUACUAUACUUAUUGUCGAUGUUUAUAUUUGAAAGGUUUGCGUGUACUUUAUGUGAAACGCGUUAGAAGCUAUAAUCCUUUAACCUGAAAACGUAGAGAUGAUACCUUUAUGCGCCCGUGUGAUAAACGAAGCAUUCAUGAUGUGUACGCGAUUGACGUCUACGAUGAAGGAAGUAAUAUUGUGCAAUUCAAAUAAUUGUCUAAUUCACUGAAUUUAUAAUCUUGCAUAAUUACUGGCGGCAAAUCUUAUUGUGUUGUGGUCACACUGUCGCCUGUGAAGUGGUGUAGUAAAUUUCCAGCCUCGAUAUGGCAAAAUAAAUAAAUUGCACAACAACAAUGAAUAAAGAUUCGUUAUGUGCAAUAUUAAUUUCACGGAAUUGAAACUUGUACCUGAUUAUUUAAACUUGAAUUUAAAAAAAAAAAUGUUGAUGUUUCGAAAUUUAGAAUUUUUCCCUUCCCUAUUGGGGUGUCCAUAAAAUGAACGUUAUGGUAUGAAGUUACAAAUUGUACAAGUUUUCUACUAAAAUUUGAUGUUUUGUAUUGAAUUGUUAAGUAAAAUUAUAAAAAAAGGUCAUUGCAAUAAGAUCAUAGAAAUGAAAAGGUGCCAAACUUCAACAUAGCAAACAUGGAAAUUAAAUUAAUUAUAAUGACUUAAAGAUUAGAAAGAGUAUGUUUUACUCUUUUAUCAUUAUUGGAGUCAAACAAAGAAAUUUAGAAAGAAUUAUCUCAUUCCUACUCUACAUAAAAGUAAUAACUACCGUAUUAUACAUUAGAGGCAUAUCCUACGCAAAUAUUAAAACGACAUUGAAAGCGUAAUGUUCAAAAUUUACAUGAAAAAUACUUAAAACGGGAUAGGUGUUGCCAAACGAAGAAAAACAAGAAAUGCUGCCACGUAGUAAAAACUACCAAUUUAGUAGAAAUUUUGAAAAUUAUUAGUAAUAAUAAAGAAUUUCGUAGAGAGCAAUAAUAAUUUAUUAGUAAUAAAAUAAAAACACGUUUUUUAAUCGUAUUAGGAACUUAGGGAACAUUUUAAUGAAUUUGUAUAGAUGUUAUUAGUAUUAGUGCAACGGAAUGUAUAUCGUAUUAGUGUUUGAUAGAACAAUAAUGUUACAAUUCAAAGUGCCUUUAUUCGCAAUCAGAUGCUAUCUUUAUAUCAUUUAUGUAUUGAACAAAUGUUAUAUGCCGUCAUAACUUCUAGAUCGAAAUGCAAACAAACAACAAAUUAAGUAAUGAUCAUUAUUAAAAAUAAAUUUUGAAAAAUACUCAAUUGAGAAAAGCUUGUGAAUUCGUUCACGCAAAUCGAAUGAGACCAAACUGCAUGAGUUUUGUUGUUGCUCACCGAGGAUCAGGUCCGCUCGGUGACUUGUUGUCUGGCGACCGGAUGCCAACGUUAUAUGGUCUCUGCGCAUCUGACACGGUGUCCAGUGUAACGCGACCUCGGCACCAUGAUAAUGAUACAAUUAGAAACAGGUGCAAAUCGGAAAUACAUAUGUACAUAUAUUAAUUACGUUCAUAAAUUUCUACAAAGCAAUAAUGAAAAGACAAUUGUCUUGUGAGCGAUGCUAAUUUGGACCGUGGACUGUCGAAAUGUCAUCUCACAGAAAGUUCUGGACGAUUGCGAAUAAGGGCGAGCGUGAAUAGUUUUUUAUCGAAAUUUAUCACGGUAAUGUAGUGUUUAUUAGUCACGUUUUUGAGCGUUACGGACACGGAGAAUGCAUGGAUAGGAGUAGGUGUUUAUAAAGUAGAUGAACCUUAAAGACUGUAGUUUAGACUUGGGAGCGGCCUGGUUACGUAUAUAUUUGUAUUACAAUGAUAGUUAAAAUGUUCUAGAAAAAAUCUUUUUAUGUCCCAAACGACGGUGUUGACAUGUCUGACGUCGCGUCAUCAGAUAUUAAAGAUCGGUCGGUUAUCCCUUUGUAAAAUCAAAAUAUGUCACCUUUAAUAAGAUAUUUAUUCAUUAUGGACAAUUUAUAUAAUUCUAAAUAACACCCAAGAUUGUAAAGGUUACAUAUAAGUUAUAAGCUUAUACACUAAUUCUUGUAAAACCGAUUUUUGCUAAAAGUAUAUUCGGCCUAGUUCUGAUAUAUAGAAUUCUACUUUUGUGUGACGUCACGCCAAUGUGCUUAGUGCGAGUAUUUUAACGUUCUAGAUAGCGUAAAAGUUAACUCAAAUUUGUAUGAAGCCGGAACGUUUGUCUACGUUUGCCGCUAGGGGCGCUGUUCCAUCUGCAUACAAAUUUAAGUAAACUUUUACGCUAUCGAGAACGUAAAAAACCUCGCACUAAGCACAUAGAGCAACAUGCGGGCGACUCACCAAUGUGUUGACGGCAAACAAAAAACGACUUUAAUGCAACACCGUACGGACAAUAAUUAAUUCGAUAACAAAAAAAAGGUUUAACAAUUAAUUAGGCAUCAGUUUGGCCGUAUCCGUAUUUUUGAAUUGAUUUAAUGAUUACAAUAUUGAAAGCUAUGAAUUAUGUCAAUUGUAUGUGGAUUUGAUUAAGUUAAAUGUACAUAAAUCAAAUGAUUCACUUGUAUAAGUAUAUUUCAGUGAUCAGGUUGAACUUAAAUACCCUAAGUAUUGUAAAAGAAAACGAGCCGUCUUUGAGAAAAAAAACUUAUUUUAAUAAUUUUUAAAUUGUUUUUUAAUCUAUUGUCUUGAAUUGUAAAAUAUUGUUUUUAUUUCACACAAAGAACAUGUAUUAUCUCAGCCAUUCAAGAAUGUAGACUGUUGGAUUAUAUCGAUCAGUUUUUCAAGGUUAUUUAAUGCUUAUAUGAAUAUAAUGUUCAGAUGUCACGGACGUUUUCGCAAGCUGCUUAAAUAGAAACUUAUAUAUAUUAUUAUAUGUAUAUAAUAAAUAAAUACUUGCAAUCACGGUAUUAACAUACCUCUAACGUUGCCUAAAUAGGGCUGACAGUUUAGUUCUGUAGACUGUUGUUUGGUUAUGCUUCAGGCUUUGAUGUUAUUUCUUUGCGAACGGUGGGUUGAUUCGUGUGAGGUGUCUCCCUAUUUUAAGUUGAAGGUCAAAUUAUUAAACACAUGCAGUUUUGUAGAACAACCACUUCUUACAUUGUUCUACUUGUUCAUACUUAGAUGUUAUGUCGUGGAUAGAUUUUGUUCAAUUUGAUAAUAAUCUAUAGAUUAACAAAAAUUGUAUAGUUUUGUUUGUUUGUUAUGAUUGGUGCUUUGUUUACUACAAAGUUGAUUGUAUGCCACUUUUAUCGACAUUCUUUUGAACUAGAGAUGAGAAAACAAGUGAUAGGGAAAUGUAGUAUCCGUCGAGUUCUAGACUAAUGUUGACACGUGAAUUUGUAUAUAGCUGUCUCUGUCGCACAGUGCUUAGUCGCAGUGCGGCUAGAUUGAUAUCUAAGAGCUCCAUGAAAACUACUCUCUAAAAGAAAUGACUACUUUAUACUGUUUUGCGCACGGUACUUGUGACGUCACCGCAGGUAUUGUAACCGGCUAGUACAAUGAAGCUAAAACUACUUUAGACACUGAUUACAUGAAAAUUUUUAUUGAAUUUUAUAUUAGAUAUAUACUACGUGACAUUGCCCCAGAGCAAGACCUACCUGAAUUAAAUUUGUGAGUAGCAAUAUCUAGGAGUGUGAACGGGAUAGCGAUAUGUCCUAUGACAAAGACGGAAAUGAAGUUUGACGUGUGUCAAAAAAAGUACAGUAACUUAAAAGAGUAACUACCACGUAUUGUGAAUUGUUCCAGAGAGAAACUAUUUUAAGCGGGGAAGAGUUUAAAAGAAUAGUAUUUUGUCAUCGGUGUCUAUUGCAGUUUUAGCCUAAAUAUGUUAUUGCAAAUGAAAAUAACGAUUGAUUAAAGAAAAAAAAGAAAAAAAAACGAUCUCAAUGAAAUAAAAAGUGAUGAGGCUUACAAGACAGCACAUUUAUAUUAGAUUUAAGCUUAUAUAUGUAUGUACAGAGAAUAUAAUUGUUUUUUAGACGCUUUAUAACUUAAAGCUGGGAUAGCGAAUUGUGGAAUGCCGCGAACGCGGUGUGACUAAUGCUUUUAAAUUAUUUUUUGGUAAUCAUUAUUUGUAUUGAAAAAUUUAAAUGCAUUUUUUAUUACCAACACUGAUUACUCAUGCUAUUGAUAUUGACGCAGCAAUGAAGAAAAGCGUACAAAAUUCACUGAAUGUGAAUAUUAAAUUUUCUUAAAGUUGCACUUCGUAUGGUUACAAAUGUCACGGACACGCUGUAAUUAAUUUAGAAGCAAUUGUUGAUACUAUUUGAUACAAAGCAUGUUUAGGAAUAUAUGAAAAACACUCAUUUGUUGAAUCCCCACACGCACCGCUCAUACGUUGAUCUUAGUAUCAAAUUGUUAUUAUUUAAUUAGUUGUCUUCGCAGAAUGAUCUUGGAUUUCGAAUUCACGUAUUAUUGUUUUCUAAAUGACUCAUUCAUUUUGGUAAUUAAAAACGAACGGUUUAAAAUAGUCAUGUUAAUUGUCAAAGUUACAAAGAUUUGACACAGUGUAGUAAUCCCAUCCCAAAUUCGCCAUCCCACAGCUAAAGGAUGUAACGUUGAGAAACGUAUGCGCUUUAAGUUUUCUUCGGAGCUUAUGCGUUUCAUUUAGCUUUACGCGUAUUAAUUAGUUCGUUAAUUAGAUAAUUUUUGUUUUUUUUUUAGUUACGUUUAUCAGUGACCGUUUUAUAUUUAAUCUGUAUAUAGUUUCUUUGUUUUAAGAGCUUUUUUAUUGUUUCAUUGUUUAAAAUUAAAGUGCGAAGCUUAAUUAAAAAGCUUAAAAGUUUAAAAUGUGUGUAUCUCUCUCCGGUUUUAGGCAAGGUAAGAGACGGUAGUAUCUAAGUAAAACAGGUGGUGAAAUAGGCAUCUAUCUUAUGUCGGACUUAAGAAAAUAUGGCAAUUUAUUUAUAUCAAAUCUUCAGUUUUUUUUUAUAUACUAACAUUAAUCACGAGUGAACCAUAGUUACCAUAAUUUAAUCAGUUGAAUUCAAUAUGGAAUGCACAAAAAUAAUGUUGAAUCAAAAGCUACCUAUAUAUGGACUGUUUAUUUUGAAAGUGGUGUAAGUCCAUUUUCUUUUGUUUCGAGAAAAUUAAAGGUUACUUAUAUUCGUUGAUUUAAAAAUACAGGCAAAUCAUAUGAGGUCUGGCUAUGCCACCUACCACUGUCAAUUGGACUUACACCACUUUCAUAAUCGAUCAUUAUGCAAUUUCAUUUACCGACCGAUUUUGAGUUGUACAAAACAUGGGAUUUUUUUGAGAAAUUAAACACGGACUAGUUAUUUAUAAAAAAAUUACAUUAAAUUGAGCAUGAAUUACGUGAUAGCUCAUUUUUCUCAAAAAUGGACUUACGCCACUUUCAAAAUAAACGGUCCAUAUCUCGGCAGAGUUGUAAGGUUGAAGUUAAGGUUGUUGAAAUUUUCGGUAUAAGAUUAUAUUUCAGAACAAAAAUCAAAUUUUCAUAAAACGAUUUGUGAUAAUGUAAUUGGUUUCGGUAACGCUUUAAGACCCCUGGAUUGGCGAACGUGAGCCAUACAUAUUAUAAUAAAAGUAUUUGUCGUUGGUUGAAAAUGAUUUAAAGCAGAAAGGGUUGAUUUUGUUUUGUUAUGAAAUUAUGACCUUAUCGUUCUGGAAAAGUGGAUUACAAUUUAAGUGGGUGUUAUAUUGAUCUGAUAUACAGUAUUUAAGUUUUGCUCCUUCGCAUUUUGUUUUAUGACGUUUUCAUUGUGAUGGCUAUUUAAAAAUUUAUUAUCAAAAUGUAAUUGUAAUAGAAAAUUUGUUGUACUGCAUAAUGCAAUAUUUCUACUCAAUGCCCUGGUUUUUCCUAUCCUCCGGGGUCAAAUCCCCUGAUAACUUUACGUCUUUCUUUACGAUUUUAUGUCAUUUAUGACUUAAAGACCGUCUCUGCCAUGUCGCUUGAAUGUAAUUGGAAAGUCCACCUCUUUUGCGCUUCCUUAUAUCUUGAAUCUAUAGCCCAUAUGAUCUAAACUCUGAUGCAUUGCAUGUCCAUACUAGCGGCGACUGUUUGUCCAGGUUAUUAAGAUUUUAUUUCUCAAACGAAACACACAGAUUUGAGACAUUAAUCUUUUAUAAUAAUCUUUUAUAAUUCAAUCCUAUUAACAUGUGAAUUUUGUUCGACUUAUUUCCAUUUUACAUUUCAAAUAUAGUACAAAUUCUGCUCGUACCUUUCCUAAAUCAUCAAGAAUAGAUUACAACAAACAUUUACAUACGGAACCCUUUCUUUAUUGACUUUGUAAAUUUUCAUAGACACGUCAGAAUGGAAAGCCCAUACAGUGAAAACGUCAUAAGUGAAUAUACGUUGAAUAUUAUUAGGUUGCGGUUAAAGAUGGUUUUGUAUGCCUGAACCUUUGUUUAAUUAACUCUGAUUUGAUUAAGUCGUUUGCUAAUACACGCGCUGUUCUUUGGUUCUAAAUGAACACGUUUAGGAUUCUUGUUGUAUCAUCAUUAACAGUCAGUCGUUGGGCGUUCAAAAACCGCGAAAGUUUUUUUUUUUAAAUAAAAAAAUCUAGACAGGCAAAAGUGAAUAUGCGUUUUGGGACGUGCGGUUUUGAUUAUCAACCCAUAAGAACAAGAGUUUUUAAAUAAGAAAUUAAAGCAUUGAUUGUAUUUAUUAAUAUUAUUAUAAUUUUUUAAUAAUUAUAAAUAAAUAAAUAAAAAUUGACAAUAAUCAGUAUUUAAAAUUAUAUUAUUAGAUUUAUUUUGUAUUUUACAAUUUCUUGUUAUACUGUAUAGAUGUAUUUAUUAUAUUAUGUUGAUGUUUGAUUAAUUAUUAAUAAUAUUUUUCUGUAUUCUAUAUUUGUAUUAUUGUUUUUUUUUUUUACAAUUUACGGUUUUAGGUUUAAGAAUAAUGUUGUGAAUAAAGUUUUAAAAGAAUAAAUAUGUGAAAAUCAACGAAUUGUUUACAACUUUAGGAAGGAGCAAUAAAAUAUAGAAGAAUGUAA
Molecule: messenger RNA, 13608 nt
Organism: Bombyx mori (domestic silkworm)
Lineage: Eukaryota; Metazoa; Arthropoda; Insecta; Lepidoptera; Bombycidae
Gene: Dlg5
Product: disks large homolog 5
Exons: 27
Coding region: 219-5579 (1786 amino acids)
Biological process (GO): negative regulation of hippo signaling
Cellular component (GO): plasma membrane
Molecular function (GO): protein binding
Source: RefSeq, a predicted model, not a curated record